Neltuma alba is the source of this 1812-nucleotide messenger RNA. Its product is annotated as fasciclin-like arabinogalactan protein 17. The record is from RefSeq and is a predicted model, not a curated record. Bases 80 to 1459 code for a protein of 459 amino acids. NCBI's taxonomy places the organism in Eukaryota, Viridiplantae, Streptophyta, Magnoliopsida, Fabales, Fabaceae. The transcript is spliced from 3 exons.
UCUCUCUCCCCCGCGCUGUGCUGUCUAACUCUCUCUCAAGCCUCAGCUCUUCCAUUCCGCCGCAUUCCCUCAAGUCGCCAUGGUUUGUCGCAUCUAUGGCGUUGCCAAGCUCCGGAUCUUCCUUCUUCUUCUUCUUUUUGGCUUCCCCCUUGCGUUGUCGGAAAUGCCAAAUACCAGGUCGUCGGUCAGCUCUGGUCAGAUAAACUCCAACUCGGUUCUGGUGGCUCUUCUGGACUCGCAUUAUACGGAACUCGCUGAGCUUGUGGAGAAGGCUAUGCUCUUGCAGACUCUGGAGGAUACUGUCGGCAGCCACAAUAUCACCAUCUUCGCGCCCAGAAAUGAAGCUCUCGAACGCGAUCUUGACCCGGAGUUCAAGCGCUUCCUUCUUGAACCCGGUAAUCUCAAGUCUCUCCAGACCUUACUCAUGUUCCAUAUCAUUCCUACCAGAAUAGGAUCGGAGCAGCUUCUGACUCGGACCGGGUUGACCCGUCACGAUACGCUUUCCAAUGACCAUCUACAUCUUGAGAACAAUGGGACUGCAGAAUGGACGGUGGAUCGCGCCAAGAUUAUCCAACCUGAUGCGGUGACCCGACCCGAUGGCGUCAUCCACGGGAUUGAGCGCCUCUUGGUGCCACAGUCCGUGCAAGACGACUUCAACCGCCGGCGAAGCCUCCAGUCUAUCACGGCAGUGAAGCCAGAGGGAGCACCGGAAGUGGACCCGAGGACUCAUCGGCUGAAGAAACCUGCCCCACCGGCGAAACCCGGUUCUCCUCCUGCUUUGCCAAUCUACGAUGCAAUGGCUCCUGGUCCUGCACUAGCUCCUGCUCCAGCGCCGGGACCAGGCGGAGCUCACCACCACUUCAAUGGUGAAGCCCAGGUGAAGGAUUUUAUUCAGACACUGCUCCAUUACGGCGGGUACAAUGAAAUGGCAGAUAUAUUGGUGAAUCUAACAUCCUUAGCCACUGAAAUGGGUCGACUAGUCUCCGAGGGGUACGUGCUCACCGUUUUGGCUCCCAAUGAUGAGGCCAUGGCUAAAUUGACUACCGACCAAUUGAGUGAACCAGGUGCACCGGAACAGAUUAUCUAUUACCAUCUUAUACCGGAGUAUCAAACCGAAGAGAGUAUGUACAAUGCAGUCCGACGGUUUGGUAAGGUCCGGUAUGAUACCCUACGGUUGCCGCAUAAGGUGGUGGCUCAAGAGGCAGAUGGAUCAGUGAAAUUCGGGCAGGGAGACGGGUCGGCGUAUUUGUUCGACCCGGAUAUCUAUACGGAUGGGCGGAUCUCGGUUCAGGGCAUCGAUAACGUAUUAUUCCCACUGGAGGAGGAGACGAAGCCCAUUAACAGGACGGUUCAACCCGCUAAGGUCGUUGUCAAGCACAGAAGAGGAAAAUUGCUGGAGGCAGCGUGCUGGGUGCUUGGAACCAUUGGACAACAUGGUAGAUUUACCCCUUGCCACUGAAAGUCCUCAUCAUCCUUUUCCAAGCAAGAAUUUUAAAAAUUACACACCCAAGCUGCUCAAUAUUUGUGAAAAUUCCAUAGAUGUAAAAAGCCAUGGAAUAUGGACGCAGCACACUUGAAUGAAGAAGAGUUGCAUUAAUUUUUUACACUUCCAGUUUCCAUAGCCCUAUUAUAUAAGAUAGUGCAUAUCACGUGUAUCUAGAUUUAUUAUUUCAACAAUUUGUUAGGUAGAUUGUGUUGUUGGGGAAGGUUCGGCCAUUUGUGUGAGGGGCUUCUUACUGUUGAUAAGUGCGAAUUCAAUAAGCACUUUUACGGAAGAAAUGGAAAUACAAUAAAAAUUAUUCUUUGAUUUAA